CGGGGGGGGGCCCGGCCCGCGGCCUGUGAGGGGGCGGCGCGGGGGCGGCGGGGCCUCCAUGGCCCCCUGAGGGGGUCCCGGCGGGCAGCCCGGGAACCCCGCGCUCCCCUCGGUGCGAGGCAUGGAGGAGGGGGAGCAGCAGCAGCGCGCAGGGGGCGGCUGGGCCGAGUGGGGGCCCGGCCCGGGCGGGUCCCCGCCGUGGGUGCCCCCGCCGCCCGACGGCGACGAGGAGCCCAAGCGGGGCCGCGGCGCGGAGUGGGGAGCGCCGGAGCCCUCGGGGGACGCGGGGCCCCCCAAACCGGCGGCCGCUCCCCUCAAAGCUCCGGCGGACGAGAAGGCCGCGAGGGCUCCCCGAGCCGCGGGUGAGCCGCGGGGAAAGGGCUCGGGGGGCCCCGGGAAGGGCCCCGGGGGGCGCCCCGCGGGCGAGGAGCGGAGCCCCCGCAAGCCGCCCGAGGAGCGCGGGGCCCGCGGCGGGGAGCGGCCCGGCGCCGAGGACAAGGCCCGGCGGCCGCUCGGGGGUCCCCGCGGCGAGUGGGGGUCGCCGUGGCUGGCGAGCGAAGCGGAGCCCCCCGAGGACUUUCUGCCGCCGCCGGAGUGUCCCGUGUUCGAGCCCAGCUGGGCCGAGUUCAGCGACCCGCUGGGCUACAUCGCCAAGAUCCGCCCGAUCGCCGAGAAAAGCGGAAUCUGCAAAAUCCGACCCCCGGCCGACUGGCAGCCCCCCUUUGCCGUCGAGGUCGACAACUUCAGGUUCACCCCGCGCAUCCAGCGGCUCAACGAGCUGGAGGCGCAGACCCGGGUGAAGCUGAAUUACCUGGACCAGAUCGCCAAAUUUUGGGAGAUCCAGGGCUCCUCCCUCAAAAUUCCCAACGUGGAGCGGCGCAUCCUCGACCUCUACAGCCUCAGCAAGGUGGUGAUGGAGGAGGGUGGCUACGAGGCCAUCUGCAAGGACCGCCGCUGGGCGCGGGUGGCGCAGCGCCUCUCGUACCCGUCGGGCAAGAACAUCGGCUCGCUGCUGCGGGCGCACUACGAGCGCAUCAUCUACCCCUACGAGAUGUACCAGUCUGGGGCCAACCUGGUGCAGUGUCACGCGCGGCCCUUUGAGAGCGAGGAGAAGGACCGGGAGUACAAACCCCACAGCAUCCCCCUGCGCCAGUCCGUGCAGCCCUCCAAGUUCAACAGCUACGGCCGGCGUGCCAAGCGCCUGCAGCAGGAGCCCGAGCCCACGGAGGAGGACAUCGAGAAGAACCCCGAGCUGAAGAAGCUGCAGAUCUACGGGGCCGGGCCCAAAAUGUUGGGGUUGGGGCUGGUGGCCAAGGAUAAGACCCUGAGGAAGAAAGACAAGGACGGCCCCGAGUGCCCCCCCACGGUGGUGGUGAAGGAGGAGCCUCCGGGGGAGCCCCGGGGGUCCCCGGUGUCGCCGGGGGCGCGGGACGGGCGGGACGAGCUGCGCCACAGCCCCGAGCCCUGCACCAAGAUGACCAUGAGGCUGCGCCGCAGCCACAGCAACAGCCAGUUCGUGGAUUCCUACGUGUGCCGGAUCUGCUCGCGGGGCGACGAGGACGACAAGCUGCUGCUGUGUGACGGCUGUGAUGACAACUACCACAUCUUCUGCCUGCUGCCCCCCCUGCCCGAGAUCCCCAAGGGCAUCUGGCGCUGCCCCAAAUGCGUCAUGGCGGGACCCCCUGAUCUGUGGGGCUCCCCCCAGGCUCCCUUGGGCUCCUCUGUCUUUGGGGAGGUGGGUGAUGCCUUCAAGGCUGACUGCUUCAACAUGCCCGUCCACAUGGUGCCCACGGAGCUGGUGGAGAAGGAGUUCUGGCGCCUGGUGAACAGCAUCGAGGAGGACGUGACCGUGGAGUACGGCGCCGACAUCCACUCCAAGGAGUUCGGCUCCGGCUUCCCCGUGCGCGACGGCAAACGGCGCCUGUCCCCCGAGGAGGAGGAGUACGCGGGCAGCGGCUGGAACCUGAACGUGAUGCCGGUGCUGCAGCAGUCGGUGCUGUGCCACAUCAACGCCGACAUCUCGGGCAUGAAGGUGCCCUGGCUCUACGUGGGCAUGGUGUUCUCGGCCUUCUGCUGGCACAUCGAGGACCACUGGAGCUACUCCAUCAACUACCUCCACUGGGGCGAGCCCAAGACGUGGUACGGGGUCCCGUCGUUCGCGGCCGAGCACCUGGAGGAGGUGAUGAAGAAGCUGACGCCGGAGCUGUUCGAGAGCCAGCCCGACCUCCUGCACCAGCUCGUCACCCUCAUGAACCCCAACACCCUGAUGGCCCACGGCGUCCCCGUGGUCCGGACCAACCAGUGCGCCGGCGAGUUCGUCAUCACCUUCCCCCGCGCCUACCACAGCGGCUUCAACCAGGGCUACAACUUUGCUGAGGCUGUCAACUUCUGCACGGCCGACUGGCUCCCUGCAGGCAGGCAGUGCAUCGAGCACUACGCAGGCAUCACAGAAGUGGAAAAUGAAAGGUCGAAGUUAGUGCCCCCCAGGUACCGCUACACCCUGGACGAGCUGCCGGCCAUGCUGCACAAGCUCAAGGUGCGCGCCGAGUCCUUCGACACCUGGGCCAACAAGGUGCGCAUCGCCCUCGAGGUGGAGGACGGCCGCAAGCGCACGCUGGAGGAGCUGCGGGCGCUGGAGUCGGAGGCGCGGGAGCGCAAGUUCCCCGAGAACGAGCUGCUGCACCGCCUCAAGGGCUGCCUGGGCCAGGCCGAGCGCUGCGUCUCCGAGGCCCUGGGGCUCAUCAGCUCCCAGGAGACCGGGGUCCCGGCGCCGGCGCUGACGCUGGAGGAGCUGCGGGCGUUCCUGGAGCAGAUGAACCAGCUGCCCUGCGUCAUGCACCAGAUCGGGGACGUGCAGGCGCUGCUGGAGCGGGUGGAGGCGUUCCAGGCGGAGGCGCGGGCGGCGCUGGCCGUGCCCCCCGCGGCCGCGGGCGCUCUGCAGGAGCUGCUGGAGCGCGGCGCCCGCCUGGGCGUGGAGGUGCCCGAGGGCCGGCGGCUGGAGCGGCAGCUGGCCCAGGCCGCCUGGCUGGAGGAGGUGACGGCCACGCUGCGGUCCCCGCGCGCCCGCGUGCCGCUGCCCGUCAUGCGCGGCCUCAUCCAGGCCGGCCGCACCGUGGCCCCCAGCCCCGCCGUGGACGUGGCCAUGGGCGAGCUGCAGGAGCUGCUGACCAUCGCCCAGCGCUGGGAGGAGAAGGCGCAGAUGUGCCUGGAGGCCAGGCAGAAGCACCCCCCGGCCACGCUGGCCGCCAUCAUCAAGGAGGCCGAGAACAUCCCGGCGCUGCUGCCCAACAUCCAGGCCCUGAAGGAGGCCCUGGGCAAGGCCCGCGCCUGGAUCGCCGACGUCGAGGAGAUCCAGGUGGGCUCCGGGACCCCCGGGACCCCCCACUGCACAGCCACGGGGCUGCGCUGUCCCCUCAGGCAGAAGCACCCCCCGGCCACGCUGGCCGCCAUCAUCAAGGAGGCCGAGAACAUCCCGGCGCUGCUGCCCAACAUCCAGGCCCUGAAGGAGGCCCUGGGCAAGGCCCGCGCCUGGAUCGCCGACGUCGAGGAGAUCCAGCCCUGCUGUCCCCAGAUCGUGGCAUUCAAGGAGGGCGAGCAGAAGGAGAAGGAGGGCAUGCUGCGCCUGCGCCACGCCAACGCCCAGAAAGCCGCGCCACCUCUGCCAGGCCCGGGGCCACCGUCCUGCGUGUGCGGGCAACCCGCAGGGCCGGCCAUGCUGCAGUGCCAGCUCUGCCGGGACUGGUUCCACGGCUCCUGCGUGGCCUGGCCCCGCCUGGGCGCCCAGAAACCCUCCCCAGCCUGGUGGGAGUGGGACGCCAAGUUCCUGUGCCCGCUGUGCCAGCGCUCGCGGCGGCCGCGCCUCGAGACCAUCCUGGCGCUGCUGGUGGCCCUGCAGAAGCUGCCGGUGCGGCUGCCCGAGGGCGAGGCCCUGCAGUGCCUCACCGAGCGGGCCAUCACCUGGCAGGACCGUGCCCGCCAGCUCCUGGCGUCCCCCGAGGUGGCCGGGCCGCUGGAGCGCCUGGUGGCCCUGCGGCACCGGCUGCACGGGGACAGCGACGGCGCCCUGCGCGAGGCCAGCCGCAACGAGCAGACCAAGGUGUCGGUGGAGAACGGGGACGCCCCCAGCCCGGAGAAGAACGGACCCCUGCCCUCGGAGCUGGAGGCGCUGAGCGCGGCGCUGCCGCGGCUGCAGGGCCCCGUGCUGGAGCUGGCCGAGGCCACGCGGCGGCCGCUGGAGGAGCUGAUGAUGGAGGGGGACCUGCUGGAGGUGACGCUGGACGAGGCCCAGAGCAUCUGGAGGCUGCUGCAGGCCACGCGCCCGCCCCCGCUGGCCCUGUUCCGCCUGCUGCUCGAGGUACGGGCACCCCGAAACUGCCCGGGGGGCAGAACGCAUCCCCAAAACUGCCCGGGGGGCAGAACGCACCCCCAAAACUGCCCAGGGGACAGAACGCACCCCGAAACUGCCCGGGGGGCAGAACGCACCCCGAAACUGCCCAGGGGACAGAAUGCACCCCCAAAACUGCCUGGGAACCCCCAACCUCCCUGGGAUACAGAUUGCACCCCAAAACCUCCCCAGG
Molecule: messenger RNA, 4577 nt
Organism: Passer montanus (Eurasian tree sparrow)
Lineage: Eukaryota; Metazoa; Chordata; Aves; Passeriformes; Passeridae
Product: lysine-specific demethylase 5C-like
Exons: 25
Biological process (GO): chromatin remodeling
Cellular component (GO): nucleus
Molecular function (GO): histone demethylase activity; DNA binding
Source: RefSeq, a predicted model, not a curated record